Canis lupus familiaris (dog) is the source of this 2970-nucleotide messenger RNA. It is a transcript of the gene ZNF425, whose product is annotated as zinc finger protein 425. Lineage: Eukaryota; Metazoa; Chordata; Mammalia; Carnivora; Canidae. Gene Ontology annotation, biological process: regulation of transcription by RNA polymerase II. The transcript has 6 exons. Gene Ontology annotation, molecular function: RNA polymerase II transcription regulatory region sequence-specific DNA binding; DNA-binding transcription factor activity, RNA polymerase II-specific. The coding region runs from base 326 to 2602 and encodes 758 amino acids. Gene Ontology annotation, cellular component: nucleus. The record is from RefSeq and is a predicted model, not a curated record.
CAGCGCCCGAGGGCUGUUCGGUCACCUACCCGCCCCCGCCCCCGCCCUCCGCCUGGAGCGGAAAAGGGCUUGGGGCCCAGCCCCCAACCCGGGCUCUUUCUGGGGGAGCGCGUUUCUUCCUGAAGGCCCGCACCUACUGGACCUAAGAACAGUGAACAAUGAAUCCCAGUAACUUGAACAGAUCCUGGCUUAGUAACCCCUGGAGAGAAAAAGUAGAAAUGAAACAUUAGCGUAGCAUAGGGAAAUAACAUAGGACUAAGAGAUUCAGGCUAGGAGAGAAAAGAAGACUCUGAGAGAAGAGAACCAAGGAGACUUCCAGGUAACGAUGACAUUUGAUGAUGUGGCCUUAUAUUUUUCUGAGCAAGAGUGGGAGAUCCUGGAGAAGUGGCAGAAGGAAAUGUAUCAGCAAGUGAUGAAGAACAAUUAUGAGACUCUUGAUUCCCUGGGUCGUGUUUUUUCCAAGCCAGAUCUCAUCAUCUGGAUAGAACAAGGGAGAAUGCUGUUAAUCAGAGACCAGGGACCCUUAGAGAAAAGAAUGGCAUGUAGCCCUUCUACUGAUGAGCAGUGGGACUUGCAGGGGACUGGAAAGUUGCUGUAUUUUGGUGACCAAGGAACUCUUGGGGCAAAAGAGGAAGAAGGCCAUUUAGAUGGUCUCCUAAAGCAGGGUUCGUGUGCUACCUUACCAGGGGAGGAAGGAAAGAUCUUACCAGAUCAAAGAGCCACCUUACAGCAUCCAAGUCGUCAAGAAAUGGGGAUUAUACAUAAAAACUUCGACCUCAGAGCAUCUAAUCAGGAUAAGAACAAUCCAUGGCAUAAGGUGAUAGGUACCUCCAGUCACUUGGAAAUUCCCCCAGGACCAAGAUUUUAUUCCUGCUUUGUCUGUAGAAAGGUCUUUAAGCUAAAGAGCGACUUGGUCAAGCACACAAGAAACCACUCCAAGAGCCCACCCUGUAAAUACUUAAAGUACAAAAACAAAUCCAGAGGAAACUCUGAACUCAGGUGGAACCGGAUGAUCCUGUGUAAGAAGAAGCGUUUCCAGUGUGGUAAGUGCGAGAAGAGCUACUAUCUCAAAUGCAGCCUGAUCACUCACCACCGGCUUGUUCACAUGGGGCAGCGGCCCUUGCCAUGCCCUGAAUGUGACAAGACCUUCCAGUGUAAAGCCACUCUGAGGAAGCAUAUGUGUUUGCACAAAAGGGAGAAACUAUUUUCCUGCGAGCAGUGUGGCAAGGAUUUCAUCGAGCAGUGCAGGCUCACUAAGCACCUCAGGGUGCACACCGGGGAGAAGCCUUUCCAGUGUCCAGAGUGCAACAGAAGCUUCCGCCUGCAGAGCAGUUUGAAGGCCCACCUUUGCCAGCACAGUGGGAAGAAGCCCUUCCAUUGUCCAGAAUGUGGCAGAAGCUUCUCUCAGAAGGCUGCCGUGAAGGCCCACCAGAGGAUACACAGUGGAGAAAAGCCGUUUUCUUGUGACCAGUGUGGGAGGAAAUUCACACACAAGACAAAACUCACUGAACAUAUCAGAGUUCAUACGGGAGAGAAGCCCUUCCAGUGCCCUGAGUGUAAGAAAAGUUUCCGCCUGAAGAGAAGCCUAAAAGCCCAUCUCUUUCAGCACAGCGGGAAGAAGCCCUUCCAGUGUCCGCAGUGUGACAGGAGCUUCUCUUGGAAGAACGCCAUGAAGGCCCACCAGCGUUUACAUAGUGAGGAGAAGCCCUUCUCCUGUGCCGAGUGUGGCAAGAGGUUCACCCGGCCCUCGAAGCUCGCCCGUCACGGCCGAGUCCAUAGCAGGCAGAAGGAAUUCUCGUGUGGCGAGUGCACGAAGACCUUUCCCCGGCAGUCGAGGCUCACAGAGCACCUCAAGGUCCACACCAAAGAGAAGCCGUUCUCCUGUUCCGAGUGCAGCCGGAGCUUCAGCCGACACUCGCACCUCACCGAGCACAGGAGACUUCACAGCGGGGAGGAGCCUUUCCAGUGUCCCGAAUGUGACAAGAGCUUCUUCUGGAAGGCCUCCAUGAAGUUCCACCAGCGGACACACAGUGGUGAGAGGCCCUUUGCCUGCAGUGAGUGCGGUAAGACCUACACUCAGCAGUCUCAGCUCACGGAACAUGAGAGAAUCCACAGUGGGGAGAAACCCUUCCAGUGUCCUGAAUGCAAUAAAAGUUUCCGUCUCAAAGGGAAUUUGAAGAGCCACCUGCUCCAGCACAGCGACAAAAAGCCAUUCUCCUGUGUCAAAUGUGGUAAAAGUUUCACUCAGCAGUACAGGCUCAUGGAACACAUUCGUGUCCAUAGUGGUGAGAAGCCCUUCCAGUGUCCGGAGUGCGACAAGAGCUACUGCAUAAGGGGGAGUUUGAAGGUCCAUCUGCACACGCACAGUGGAGAGAAGCCCUUCAGGUGCUCCGAAUGUGGCAAGGGGUUCCUCCAGAAGAGAAGCCUGAAGACCCACCUGCACCGUCACAGAGGGGAGAGGCCUUUCUCUUGUGAUGAGUGUGGAAGGAGCUUUACAUACAUGGGGGCACUCCACACUCACAUUGCGGCGCAUGCCAGAGAAAACCCUUCGGGGUCUAGGUCAAACCUUUCUGUGAGGAAAGGAAGCAGCGACAGCUUUUAGGUGGAGCUAGCCCUUCUUUUGGAUCCAUGGCGUAAGCUGGAUGAAGAAUUCACAAAACUCCGGCUUCGGAUACGCCGGCCAGAUGCACAAGCAGGCAGGGUGCACAAAGGUUCCAAAUAAUCCAGACACUAAGGAAGAGGCAUCUACCCUCUGUGAUUCCCACAGGCAAGAGCUGCCCAUCACGGAAGGAACAUUUUCCUUCUGCUUCCUGUUACCAGGCCUCCGUAUUUAAAUUUUGUUUACAUUAUCAGUUUUCUCUCAGAGCGAAUUUUCGUUUUCUCUCACAUGCUGAGAGAACAUCUGUGUCUCAGGAGAAUUUCUCUCUGUUGCCAAAAAUAAACGUUGUCUCCCAUCUCUUUUGUUAACAA